GGGCUUUUGAACUGUCUCUCCCAGUGUGUCAAUCUCUUUGAAGGCUGCUAUCCACGUCCCAGCUCCACACCAAUCAUCAUGCCUGCAGACUACAAUGGACGGUGGGAGAUGGUGAGCAACGAAAACUUUGAGGAUAUCAUGAAGGCCAUCGACAUUGACUUUGCCACUAGGAAGAUAGCUGCCCACCUGACUCAGACCAAGAUAAUCGUUCAGAACGGGGACAAGUUUGAGACAAAGACCCUGAGCACCUUCAGAAACUAUGAGGUCAACUUCACCGUGGGAGAGGAGUUUGAGGAGCAUACCAAAGGUCUGGACAAUCGCACAGUCAAGACACUAGUUAAAUGGGACGGUGACAAACUGGUAUGCGUCCAGAAGGGGGAGAAGGAAAAUCGUGGCUGGAAACACUGGAUCGAAGGUGACCUUCUGCAUCAGGAAAUCACUGUUCAAGACAAAGUCUGUCACCAGGUGUUUAAGAAGAAACAAUAAGACGGGAGAAGAUGUUACCUGAGCAGCAGUCUGUCUGUGAUGUGCUUCAUGUUGCUAUCUUUUUACAACGUAAUUGAAAUAUCUGUAAUAAAUGUUUGCUUUAA
Lampris incognitus (smalleye Pacific opah) is the source of this 590-nucleotide messenger RNA. RefSeq names its product retinol-binding protein 2-like. Gene Ontology annotation, biological process: fatty acid transport. NCBI's taxonomy places the organism in Eukaryota, Metazoa, Chordata, Actinopteri, Lampriformes, Lampridae. Gene Ontology annotation, cellular component: cytosol; nucleus. The record is from RefSeq and is a predicted model, not a curated record. The coding region runs from base 79 to 486 and encodes 135 amino acids. The transcript is spliced from 4 exons. Gene Ontology annotation, molecular function: fatty acid binding.